Ipomoea nil (Japanese morning glory) is the source of this 1295-nucleotide messenger RNA. RefSeq lists its product as uncharacterized. The coding region runs from base 290 to 1048 and encodes 252 amino acids. Lineage: Eukaryota; Viridiplantae; Streptophyta; Magnoliopsida; Solanales; Convolvulaceae. The transcript is spliced from 2 exons. The record is from RefSeq and is a predicted model, not a curated record.
UAUAAAUUUUAAUGAACAAUAAAGAAACUUCUGGUACCCCAAUCAAAGGGGGUUUUUAUGACUUGCUCUAAUGUGGGGGCCACUUCGGACCACCCCCCACUUGUCAUCUUUAUGAAGGAUAACCUCUCAACUCAGCUACGUGUCAAGAUACUCCAAACAAGUCUCACUCUGCCGAGUUCCAAAACCAUGGAGGCACAGUGAAAAGCCUCCGUUUUUGGAUCCAAUAAUUCAAAGAAAAUCCUAGAUUCAUACACCCAAAUCUACAAUUCCAUCAAAACUUGAUGAAAAAAUGGAUCUUGAAGAGUGGGAACUGCUGCCGGAGGACGGGUUUCUGCAAAUCCAUGAUGACGGCGGCGGGAAGAAGAUAUUUUCCAGGAAAUACAGCGCCGCCCCGAAUAGUCAUGUCUUCAAGAUGAACUACUUUGUCUGCCCCCCGCCGGGAAAUCCCUCCAAUCAAUUCGUCGAAACUACAACCCAAUUGGUCCCCCUCCCUCUUCCGUCGGUUCAGUUCAUCGGUGAUCAUCACCACAAGGACACGGCAGCGACGGAAGCUGAGCCGGAUCGGGUUUCGCAGGUUUUCUUCAAGAAAAUUAAGGAAACUGAAUUCCCAUCCGACAUGAAACUUGGCUCCCCCAAGUCCAACAACAGCGCCGUCCUGCCUCAGGUAGAUGUCGGAGAAGUAUACAAAGCUGAUCAGGCCGUGGACGACAAGACCUUUUUAUCAUCCCCAAGAUCGGCGGUUGAAGAUGAUGAUGGUGACAAUAGUGAUCAUGAAGAUGGUGGUCUGAAUCUACUGAACUGGAGCAUGACCGGAGUUGGAGCUAUUCUGUCCUUUGGAAUGGCCGCCGUUGUCUCUACAGUAUGCAUCCUCAUAGCCGGAAACCGGAAGAAGCACCGACAGAAUCGCAAACUCCAGUUUCAAAUCUACACUGAUGACAAGAGAAUCAAAAAAAUGGUGCACCAUGCAACAAGGUUGAAUGAAGCAAUUUCAGGAGUUCCCAUCACCAGAGCUCAGAUCACUAUUGGAGGUUAUUAUGAUGCACUUUAAAAUCUAAUUAGAACUCUUAUAUUCUUAAACCUAAGAAAAUAAAUUCUAGAAUUUCCAUUCUUACAAGGAGAAAAAAAAAUAGAUUAUAUAUACCUACAGUACUACUUCUGGUUUGCUACCAAUAUAAUUAUGCUUGAUGAUGUUGUAUUUGUUAACUUAUGGAAUAUGAGAUGCAUGAUACUUUCCUUCAGACACCAGUAUACUACAAAAAGCUGUUACAUUAAUACAUUGUCUGUGUACCUUUCUU